UCAUUGUGUUUGCAUACUAAAGAGAUCUUCCCUCGAAUCAUUAUGUGAACCGAUUCCUCUCCACGAUCAUUGAUUUAUUUAAUUGUUUUUAUAUAGAGAGCACCUUUGUGGGGGUUUAGCCGUUUAGGGUUGGUUAAUAUUAGCUGAUACUGUAUGGUUUGUUAUGCAUGAUCAAUUGAUCAUGCAUAUAGAUUUAUAGUAUCAACGACAGAAAAUCAGGUGGAAGUUCCCAACGGGUAAAUUCAGCUUUCCAAAUGUUGAUAGAUUAGAUUUUCUUAUGUCCAAAAUAGUAUUUUUAAAAAGAAAAAAACUGACAAGAUAUUUUAAUCUGCAUGUAUUUGUAUAUUUUUAUUUUCUAUAUAACUGGUAGCAGAAAAAGCUGAAAAACGAAAAUUCAAGUAUCAAUUGAAACAAUAGCUUAUAAAACAAACUUCACAUUUGAGCACAUCCAAAGCCAAAGUGUUUGAUAGAUAAUUUGAUACGGUUAACCAACAUGUUAACUAAUUGAUGUUAUAAAAAUAAUGAAUUUUUCUUGAAUUAUGUGAAUUUGAUUUUCUAAUCAAACAAUGAAACUGUGUACACAAUAAUAAAUCAUUCUCAAACCAAAACAGUGGCAAACUUCGCUAGUAGGUUUGUUUUAGGCCUUUCUCAGAGACUUGUAAUUUAAAGAUGUUACCUUCAUAAGUUAAAAGGUUGGUCCCAGAAAUGAUGAUGGCCUUUUCUAAAUAAUCCAGUUAGACAAUAAGGACCCGUUUCUUCAAAAUCUACGAACGUAAUCGCUUACGUAAUCAAUAGGAACGAGUCAGACUGAAAAAUAACUUAAUAAGAAAGUAUUGAAUCCGUCAAAAACUGAGGGUACCGAUCUUUUAUUUCAAUCACGUAUCGAUCAAGGAGCAAAGCUUAUAACUUUGAAAAUUCUGAAGGUACUAACAUAGAUGUUCAUACUUCAUAGUUUCACAUCGAAGGUCAGGAUGACAAAAAUUUACAAUAAAACGUUAUGUACUAGCACUUUAAAUUGUGUGACAUUUUACACAACUAUAUGUAGUAGUUAAAUCACAAUACAUACAAUACAUGCUCAACCACUACCCUACAUGAAAGUCAAAAUCUUAGCCAACAAGCAUUUUGUUGGCAUCAUCGUUAGCAAUAAUUCAUUUAUCCUUCAUUUAACCAAAUCCUAAAUUGCUAUAAAUAGCUGCUCACCACCAUUUCUCAAAACACAGACACACACAAAGAAGAAAACCAAACCAAAUUAGUUGUUUCUAAGCGGGAAAGAUGAACCAAGAAGAACAAGUACAGGUUUUGGGGUUAUGGGGAAGUCCUUUCAGCAAAAGAGUAGAAAUGGUCCUGAAACUUAAGGGCAUACCGUAUGAAUACAUCGAAGAAGAUGUUUAUGUUCAGAAGAGCCCUAUGCUUCUCAAAUUAAACCCUAUACACAAGAAAGUCCCUGUCCUCGUCCACCAAGGCAAAUCGAUAGCUGAGUCUCUGGUGAUUGUCGAAUACAUUGAAGAUACUUGGAAGACAAGUUACCCUCUGUUGCCUCACGAUCCUUAUGAACGCUCUAUGGCCCGUUUUUGGGCUAAGUAUGUGGAUGAUAAGGUAAUGUUAACAUUGUGGAAGGCUUGUUGGGGACCUGAAAGCGAAAGAGAGAAGAUGGUAGAAGAAGCCUAUGACGGUUUGAAAUACCUCGAAGAAGAGCUUGGAGAUAAACAGUUUUUCGGAGGAGAGACAAUUGGUUUUGUUGAUAUAGCAGCUGAUUUCAUAGCAUAUUGGUUUGGAAUUGCGCAAGAAGCUUCAGGUGUGAUGAUCAUGACCGCAGAGAGGUUUCCAAAACUUCAACGUUGGUCGCAGAAUUUCGUUCGGAAUAAUAUUAUUAAGGAAGUCUUGCCGCCUAAGGAGAAGCUCAUGGCUCUUUUCAAAGCCCAAUUUGGAAAUAACGCAUCCAAUGAAGCGUAGUAAGACAAAGACUCUCUUACUUUAUGAAAAGUAUGUAUGUUAUAUCUAGAAAAGUCUGCUGUUUGUUUGCACACAAAAAAAGCUGUUUGUAUGUUGUUUUUGUUUUUAUUACGUGUAUUAUUUGUUAAAACUUCUGUAACUUUCUAUAAUGGUUAUAGUCUCUAGAAGGAACAUUCAAACAAAAUAUGAAGUUGGACAAUUUAUUGAAAA
Molecule: messenger RNA, 2163 nt
Organism: Brassica rapa (field mustard)
Lineage: Eukaryota; Viridiplantae; Streptophyta; Magnoliopsida; Brassicales; Brassicaceae
Product: glutathione S-transferase U8
Biological process (GO): glutathione metabolic process
Cellular component (GO): cytoplasm
Molecular function (GO): glutathione transferase activity
Source: RefSeq, a predicted model, not a curated record